AUGUGCCACCCCGGCUCCGGAGACGAGAACCAGGACCGUCUUCCAGCGGGCGUGGAUCCGCAACCAGGCCUUUGCAACCUCGAAAUCACCGCUGGCCAGGCCGGUGGCCAGUGGGGAGUCGUGCUGCGAGUUUCUGGAGGUCUCAUCCAUUCGCAAGAUGCCCGCAACGAAGCUGGAGGGGCCGAGGGGCCCCUGGACUCUGGAGUUCCCCCUUGGGUGUUUUUUUCUUUCUUUCUUUCUUUCUUUUCCCCUUCCGUCCCAGGGAAUCAGGAUCUUCGCACUCGUCUGCCUGAUCCUGAUCAGCUUGGCCUGACUGGUUUGAAAGGCAGUGGUUUGCCGUCCUGA
Messenger RNA from Colletotrichum higginsianum IMI 349063, 345 nucleotides. RefSeq lists its product as uncharacterized. The record is from RefSeq and is a predicted model, not a curated record. Lineage: Eukaryota; Fungi; Ascomycota; Sordariomycetes; Glomerellales; Glomerellaceae. The coding region runs from base 1 to 345 and encodes 114 amino acids. The transcript has a single exon.